Molecule: messenger RNA, 309 nt
Organism: Effrenium voratum
Lineage: Eukaryota; Dinophyceae; Suessiales; Symbiodiniaceae
Source: the annotation of a GenBank genome assembly
AUGAAGCUGUUUGUCACUGUUCUUCCCCUUUUGCUCGUGCAGCUUCUGGAUGGGGAUCUGCAUGCUUUCACGCAGCACCUCCUUCCCACAAUAGUCCCAUGUGGCCCCAACUGUUGCAAGCAGUUGGUCGGCUGCUCCAAACUUCAACUUCUUCGCGAGCAACUUCUCGCACCAACUGCUCCGUGCCUGUCUCCAAAAUCGGGCGCGGAGGAGUGUAAGGACAUCAGCAAUUGUUGGAUUUAUCGAGUCGGGUGGCUCCGCCUCAGCAAAAGAAUUUCAAAUCAGGCAGAUAUGAGCAGGUACAUCUAA